Messenger RNA from Schistocerca cancellata (South American locust), 630 nucleotides. RefSeq lists its product as uncharacterized. The coding region runs from base 1 to 630 and encodes 209 amino acids. NCBI's taxonomy places the organism in Eukaryota, Metazoa, Arthropoda, Insecta, Orthoptera, Acrididae. The transcript has 3 exons. The record is from RefSeq and is a predicted model, not a curated record.
AUGAAGAUGGAUAUAAUACAAAUUCAGGAUCGUGUGAAUCACUACAAAAAUCACUUGUCAAAUGAUAACCAGGUGAUAGAGGAAGAAGAGAUGAUGGAAAGUAAAGGCUUGGAUUCAAUAACUAUCGAGGACUUGGAAGAAGCCUUAACGAAAACAAAAGACGGACAGUGCCCAGGUUCAGACGGAAUUACUGAAGUACGGAACAUCGUCGUCGGGGAAGACCUCGUCGUCGGGGAAGACAUCGUCGUCGGGGAAGACAUCGUCUGGGAAGAUAUCUUCGUUGGGGAAGACAUCUUCGUCGGGGAAGACAUCGUCGUCAGGGAAGACUUCGUCGUCGGGGAAGACAUCGUCGUCAGGGAAGACGUCGUCGUCGGGGAAGACGUCGUCGUCGGGGAAGACGUCGUCGUCGGGGAAGACGUCGUCGUCGGGGAAGACGUCGUCUCGGGGAAGACGUCGUCGUCGGAGAAGACGUCGUCUGGGAAGACAUCUUCGUCGAGGAAGACAUCGUCGUCGGGGAAGACAUCGUUGUCGGGGCACUUGGGCUGCCCAGAGCCGCUCCAGCGCUGCCGUCGUGAGCGGCUGGACUACCAGAGUGCCCCUAUUGUUGUCGCCGGCAGUCAGGUCGUGUGA